AUGAGUGUUUAUCUAGACAAAGUAAAAAGAAUAAUCAAUAAUUUUGAAGGGGAUGACAGGAAUAGCCUUGUGAGCCAUUGUAUAUUGGUUUCAAGGGAUGUUCUGCUUGAUGACAGAGAAGUAAAGAGAGCAAAGCUCGAUGUGGUGACAGAUCUGUAUUCUAUUAUUGUGGAUGAUGCUGAUGCGCUGCUAGACGAAGUUCUGUCGCACAAGAUAUUGCAAGUAAGGGCGUUGAUUCUUGAUCUUGUAGAUAAUGAUUACUCGGUUGAUUACGAAGAUGUCGGCAUGCCUGAACGAUGGAUCAGGAAGAUAGUUGAAGAUACUAGAGACACAUUUGAUUUUGAGUCGGAAUUUGGGAUGAAGGCAUUAUUGAUGUACAACAAGAAGCUUCUUGAUGAGUUUUGUGCAAUAUUUGUCUCUACCAACAAGAAGUUUGGAUCGAAUGGAAACCAAUUGUUGCUCAAUUUUUAUUACUACAAGAAGGAAAUUGGAACAAAAGCUUGUGAAGCAAGUAAAGACACAAACGAUGACUUUGAAGAGUUUUUUAAUACGAUAAAGCAAUCAUUUAGAAGUGAUAUGUACAAAACUGUUGAAGAGUUAGAGGAGAUCCUUAGAGAACAAUAA
Ordospora colligata OC4 is the source of this 624-nucleotide messenger RNA. RefSeq lists its product as uncharacterized. NCBI's taxonomy places the organism in Eukaryota, Fungi, Microsporidia, Ordosporidae. The coding region runs from base 1 to 624 and encodes 207 amino acids. The transcript has a single exon. The record is from RefSeq and is a predicted model, not a curated record.